UUCCCUCAGCUCAACGAUGAGGAGUUUUAACUCAUCGCGGGCCCUCGGGCUCGCCACAAUUCUCGUCUUAUCAACGUGGCUCGUCUGUAGUCACGCAUACCCGGACGGCAGAUCCAAUAGCCAUCCGGAGGAUCAUCUCGUUGAGAAAAGAGAAUCAAGUGCAGCCAUCAGUGAGAAGGAUGAGCCACUUGCACAGGCCGCGGCGGCCCUGCCAGCAUCAGCUGCAAAAAGACACAUCGACGAUAGCGCAGCGAGACAGACGAGACAGACGCCGUGGCCGACGUCAGAGCCCGCGACGACGGUCUCAUCCGUUAGUCAGAUAAUUCAGCAGUUCAUGCCGGCCACCGCAACCCCAGCUCAGCAAGCGGAAAUGAGCAGAUGCGUCGACGACGCCACCACCGAGCUCCAGAAUCUUCUCGGCCAGUUCAGAACUGCCGCGAGCAACAUACGCGACGGCCUGUCCUUGUCUACCAACUGCCAGAACGCAGCACCCGCUGGAUGUCAGAACGCCGGUAUCCUGCAGAGUGCGCCGGUCCUCAUUCAAAGCAUCAUCGAGAACCCGGAGCAGAUCACCCAGAUUCCGGACUUGAUCCAGUCGUCCGUGCCCUCGGCGCAGAUGACCUGCACGCUGGACAAGCUCAGAAACUCCCUGCAGAAGAUCUUCGGGCUGCUGCAGGAAUACGAGGACGAGGACUCCGACGACGAGGAGGAGGGCAGUGGCAAGAAACUGAAGAAGAUCAACAAGCACUUGGAGUGUUGGAAGUCGAAGAAGUCGAAGAAGUACGGAUCGCGCAACAACAAUCAGAACAAGAAGUCCAACCGACCGAACACCGUCAUCUUGACCAUACCCACCCCCGUGGCCGUGUCGUCUCCUGCUCCAGCGCCGGCGUAUCAGCCGGCACCACCGCCAGUGUAUCAGCCGGCUCCGGCACCCGCGCCAGUGCAGUAUCAACCUGCUCCACCACCGUGUCUGGCUCCCGCCCCGGCACCAGUUCUAGCUCCAGCUCCAGUGCCGAUCAGGGCUCCAGCGCCAAUCAUAGCUCCAGCGCCGAUCCUAGCUCCGGCCCCAACUUACUCGGACUUGAGUUACAACAGCUACUCGAACAACGUGGCUUACCCCAGUCCAGUCUAUUCGGCUAGUUAUCCAGUGACAAGUCCCACUUACUCAAGCGUCACUAAUUACCCCAGCAAAGAUGCCUACCCGAGCAACUCUGCUUACGCGAGCAAUAAUGCUUAUUCGAGCAGCAACGCUUACGCAAACUACCCCAGCUAUUCGUCUUACAACGGAUACUCUAGCUACCCAAGCUACUUCGAGUACUCGAGCUCGCCAGCGACUGCAACGUCUGGACCGUCCGUUAUUAGCUCACCAUCCGGAGCUAAUGCCGCGGUAACGGCCACCCAAGUCACUCAAGCGCAAUCCGUGCCAUUCAGAGAAGAGAUCAAGACCAUCACGACGCCCAAUACUCUAGUUUCACCUUCAGCUCCAGGCGCGACAGUGACCCAAGUAACUAGUGCACCAGUUCAGUAUUCGCAAAGCCCGCAAAUGAGGUACUCCUAUCCGACAGCUGUGGAAACGUACCAGAAAGCAGAACCGUGCCCGUGCUCGGCCCAGCAGCCUACGAGAACGACUGUGAUUGUGAAGGAACCGUUGAGCGCUCCACCACAGAAGAUGGAAUCGUGCUCCGAGACAUAUGCUCAGCCCGCUCCACCAGUGCCAUGUCCGUCUUACUACCCCACGGUGCAAAGCCAGCAGUAUUCGGCUCCAGCCCCGGUUAAAUCCGACUGUGGAUGCAAGCAGGCUCCACCACCGCCGCCACCUCCACCGGCAGAAACACCCUGCCCGUACCACCAGUCGAACAAUGCUGAAUCUCAGAAGAAGGGAAAGGGCCAGAAGUUUGGUAAAUUGUUGAGCCCUCGUCAUAUAACCGAAAGGUCAUAUGGAACCGAGUGCCCGCCAUGCCCAUAUUUGGCACAGAUAAAUAUAAAUGGCCAAUCGAGCGUGCUUACACCACAAGUCGUCGGCCAGGUCACCUCUGUUGCCACACCAGCUGCGGUGAAUGAUGUGCAAAGUGCCCAAGGACAAGUAACGGCGACGAGCACCAGCAGUGGCUACGCGAGCCAGCCGAUUGCGCCAGCUGUUUCUGGACAGCAAGUAACCAAUGCAGGAGCUGCACCUAUUUCGGGACAACAAGUAACGGUAACCAACACCGAAGGUACGUACGCGAGCGAACCGUUUGGUUCGGCUGGUUCAACUGUCACCGACGCUGCGAUUUCGUCGGUUUCUGCAACGCCUGUGAAUCCGUCUGCAGCUGUUCAGGCUAAUAUUCCUAGUGGAUAUUCUGCUUCGUAUCAAAGCCCAACUGGAUACUCGAACAGCCCAGCGCAAGUUACUUAUACAACUCCGCAGCAGUCGUAUUCGAACGCGCCAUCGCAAGUAGCAUACUCUCAAACUGGCUAUUCUACUCAACAAAAUGCGUACCCUAGCGAACCGGAUAGUGAUGAAUCAGAAGAUGAAGCAUCGACAACUCCGCCACCACCACCACAAACAAAUUAUGCCUAUGACUACUCUAAAACGAGCCAGUCCACUCCACCGGCCGCAUCACCACCGCCGCCACCGUCAAGCCAUGCAGGCGCACCGUCUACAUCGGCACAGACGAAUUAUGCCUACGAUUACUCUGUCACUAGCCAGUCUGCUCCACCGGCCGCACCACCACCGCCGCCACCGCCAAGCCAUGCAGGCGCACCGUCUACAUCGACACAGACGAAUUAUGCCUAUGAUUACUCUGUCACAAGCCAGUCAGCUCCACCGGCCGCACCACCAUCACCGCCGCCGCCACCGACCGCAUACCAAUACGCUCCUCCAGCAGCACAUGGACACUACUCCCAAGCCCACCAUGAAUCGCCUCUCGGUGUGAUCGGAGACUUGGCUGCUGGAGCCAUCGACGCUGUAUCCGGAGUCUCUUCUUUAAGCCAAUCGAAUUCUCCGAACGGAGAAUCGCCUCUUGGUGUGAUCGGAGACUUGGCUGCUGGAGCCAUCGACGCUGUCUCCGGAGUCUCAUCUCUGAGCCAGUCCAACUCUCCAGACGGUGAAUCUCCUCUGGGUGUAAUCGGUGACUUCGCUAUUGGAGCUAUCGACGCUCUAUCCGGAGUCUCAUCUCUGAGCCAAUCCAAUUCUCCUGACGGCGAGUCGCCUCUGGGCGUGCUCAGAGAUUUGGCUACUGGAACCAUCGAUGCUUUAUCCGGAGUCUCAUCUCUGAGCCAGUCGAACUCUCCAAGCUAUCCACCUUCACCUCCACCACAAACGAACUAUGCCUAUGAUUAUUCUUCAUCAAGCUACUCGGGUUCUCCAGUACCGCCACCUCCACCACCAACAUACCAAUACGCUCCUCCUGCCACCAAUGGAUAUAACCCCCAUGCCCAUCAUGAAUCACCUCUUGGUGUGAUCGGAGACUUGGCUGCUGGAGCCAUCGACGCUGUUUCCGGUGUCUCAUCUCUGAGCCAAUCCAACUCUCCAGACGGUGAAUCUCCUCUGGGCGUACUCGGAGAUUUGGCUGCUGGAGCCAUCGACGCUUUAUCCGGAGUCUCAUCUCUGAGCCAGUCGAACUCUCCAGACGGCGAAUCGCCUUUGAGCGUGCUUGGAGAUUUGGCUGCUGGAGCCAUCGACGCUGUAUCCGGAGUCUCAUCUCUGAGCCAAUCGAACUCUCCAAACGGUGAGUCGCCUUUGGGCGUACUCGGAGAUUUGGCUGCUGGAGCCAUCGACGCUGUAUCCGGAGUCUCAUCCCUGAGCCGCUCUGACUCUCCAAAUGGAGAAUCUUCGCUUGGCGUUAUUGGAGACUUGGCUGCUGGAGCCAUCGACGCUGUGUCCGGUAUUUCGACACUGAGUCACCCGGGCCCACAAAAUGGUGAGUCUCCUCUGGGUGUCAUCGGCGACUUGGCAGGAGGCCUCAUCGACGCCAUCGGUGGAGCUUCCUCGUUGAGUUCCCCAAGUGGUCCUAACGGCGAGUCACCACUUGGACAUCUCGGUGAUGCUGCCGCUGGAAUCAUAGAUGCCCUUUCCGGCGUUUCGUCAUUGAGUCAUCCUGACUCGCAGACCGGCGAGUCUCCUCUGGGUAGACUCGGUGAUUUGGCCGCUGGAUUGGUCGAUGCCAUCGGUGGAGCUUCUUCGUUGAGCUCUCCGGAUUCAGCUAACGGCGAGUCCCCACUUGGUCAUCUUGGUGACGCUGCGGCUGGAAUCAUCGACGCUAUCUCUGGUGUCUCGUCUUUGAGUCGCCCAGACUCUCAGACCGGAGAGUCCGCUUUGGGUACGCUUGGCGACAUAGCAGCAGGAAUCGUCGACGCAAUGGGUGGUACAUCUUCCCUGAUCCAGCAUGCUUCAGCCGGUUCAGGAUCGGCGCCAGCAUCGCCAGCAUCGCCAGCAUCGUCCAGCCAGCCUUGCGACAACAACAAGCACCCACUGCACGGACUCGGCAGCGCUCUUGCUGAUUCCGUUGCAUCUGCAGCCUCUCUCUUGAAUUCUCACAUUCAGCAAAGACAGCAGCAACAGCAAAACGGAUAUCUACAAGCUCCAGUCCCCGACCUGGCAGCUCCAGUAGAGAACGUUAUUAACAGCGCAACUUCUACCCUCGUCGAUACCGUAGGAUCAGUCGCAUCGUCGAUCGUCCCUCAAGCUCCCGCCCUUACUCAGAGCAACGCCGACGCUGCCUCUUCCAUAGCCAACUCAGUCUCAUCAAUGGUGAACUCAGCAGCAUCAGUCGCCAACACGCUCUCCUCGGCUAUCUCGCAGUUGGCUGCACAGAACGCCCAGAAGCCUGAACCAGCCCAACCCGUUUACAACGUCGCACCUGCCAGCCCCGUGACAUUCGUCUCCUCUCAGCCCACGAUCAUCCCGUCGGCUCCCGCUGCUUCCUUGCCGUCCAGCGUUUACCUUUACAGACCUACCUCGAACCAGGGUAGCGCACAGAUUGCUCUGACCCUGCCACGCGAGAAGAUUUCCGCGGCUGUCAGCGGUGGCAUCUUGUUACCCGGUGACCUGAUCACAAUCGCUCUCAACAACCAGGCAGCGCUGGCCGGAAAGGUUUUGGAUUACGCCAGUCCCAUCACAUUUGGCUUGAUCAACAACAACAACUACCAACCCUCGCCGAUCCAGGGAAGCCACGUGUGGAGCAUUUCCAGUAACGAUUGCCGAGACCGAGAACUGCAGAGCGUGCUCGACCAACUUUCGAGACGCGUUAUCUACUGAUUUAUUUAAAUGAUUUUCUUCAGAUAAGUUUACGAGUAUGAUCUACGUGCGAAUGUACAUAUGUAUUUAUUUAGUUGUAAGCUAUUUAUUAAUUUAACCGAUUGUAAGUGAUGUAACGAUAAAAUAAACUUUUGUAUAAAAAUUAA
This is a messenger RNA of Nasonia vitripennis (jewel wasp), 5385 nucleotides long. Its product is annotated as mucin-5AC-like. The transcript is spliced from 2 exons. Lineage: Eukaryota; Metazoa; Arthropoda; Insecta; Hymenoptera; Pteromalidae. The coding region runs from base 17 to 5239 and encodes 1740 amino acids. The record is from RefSeq and is a predicted model, not a curated record.